Stylonychia lemnae is the source of this 2244-nucleotide messenger RNA. NCBI's taxonomy places the organism in Eukaryota, Ciliophora, Spirotrichea, Sporadotrichida, Oxytrichidae. The record is from the annotation of a GenBank genome assembly.
AUGAGUGAAAAACUCCUCAGUCCCACCUCAAAAAAUAGGGUCAGACCUAAUCUUUUAAAAUCCCCAUCUACCCAGUAUCAAUCAAGCAUUUCUAAGUCUAGCUUACAAACAAUAAGAUCACCAACUGCUAAAAUCUUAUAAACAUCGCAAAGUUAGUCUAUUGUUUAGUCCAAUAGCAUAAAUCAGGACUAAUCAGACCUAGUAAAAACCUAAUUAAGAGAUCUCUACUUGCAAAUAUAAACAUUAAAUGAGAAAAAAUAGAAAUACCUUAACUAACACAAAGAAAAAUACUUGAAAUAGUAGUAGACCGAAAAGCUUAUCACUGAUGAGCUUAAUUAAAUUCAAGAGAAGUUUAAAGAUCUUGAUAUUAGGUAUUAAGCUUAAUUUACUAAAUUAUCCAAAGAUAAAAACAGGCUUCAAGAUGAUAUUGGACAACUUGAGAAAGAGAACUUCGACUUAAAAGAACUUAAUCAUGAAUUUACAGAUAAAACUUAGCAGAUUGAUUAGCUCAUUAGAGGCUUAAUUUGCACCAGAGACUAGAAUGGGAAUUUCAAGCAUAAAAUUAGGUAGAUUGAGGAAAACACUCAGAAAAUCUAGCAAAUUGAUUCACACUUGCAAGAGUUGGAGUUAAUUAAAAAGCUUCAAGUUGAGUAAGACAUGAUGAUUCAUGAAGAUAUCAGGGGAAAUGCACUUAGAAUCACUAGAAUCAAUGAGGAGAUAUAAUGGAAGAAGGAAAAGGUUUAAAAACUUGAGAAGAUUAACACCAAGAAACCAGUAGUUCUGGUGGAAAUCUAAACUGAAAAACAGCUGAUAGAUGAGUUAUACAAGCAAAUAGAGUUUUAUGAGACGAAUCACAUUUUCAAUUUAGAAACAGAAUGUAGAACUCUAGGUGCUUUAAUUGAGAAUCAAGAUCAAAUAUUAUUAGAGAAUCUUAAUAGCAAAGAGUCUCUGCUGUAAAAACUAAGAGAUCUUUACAAGUACUCUGAGCAUCCAGAAGAUUAAGACUUGGUUAAAAUUCAAAAAUUAAAGAUAAAUAAGGCUCAUUUCGACUUUAAAAUAACUGAAACUCAAGAGAAGAUGCAAACAAACCUCAGAAUCAUCCAAGAAAAAGUCUAAUUAAUAAACUCAAUUUCGAAAUAAAUGAAUAGUCUCACAGAUCUAAAGAAAAUGGAGGUUUUCAAGUUGUCUGAGAGGCAGAUGCAGCUUAACUCUUUUAUGGGUUAAUUGGAGGAAAAAGUUAAACCUUCCAUUGAAAAAUUAAACUAGAAGAUUAAAGAUAUUUCUAUUGUAAUUGAUCAGAAAAGAAUUACCUUAAUAACAUUGUAGUAGUUGAUGAACAAGAAUAACAGCAAGUGUGAUUACUAAUAGAUUUCAUAAGUUAAUGAUGUAAUGAGCCUCGAAACAUAUAAAUAAUUUAUGGAGGAUGAAACCUUAGACCUUUAAAAAGGAUAAUGCGAGACGAAUAUUGAAGACAAGACUCUAACUUUGGAAUGUCUAACAAGUAAAUUCACUUCUAAAAGAGGAUCGUAACCCUACUCUCAUGACCCAGCUAUUUUUAAUGGUGACAAUAAAAAAGAAAACAAUUAAAACCAGAAUGAGUCCUUAGUGAAAAGCAUUAUUAUACCAAAUAAUCCAAAUAUUAUGAGUAAAAUUAUGCCUCUAAUUAAUGGAAUGGAAGUUUAUAAGAAGACAUUUGAUACAAAACUGCUAACUUCAGUAACUUAGUAAUAGAAAUACAAUAUGAUAGCAGAUAAUAAAAGAUUGACACCUGAAUUAAUAGGUUAUUCAAUAAGAAUAAUGAAGAUAUCAAAGUCAAAAAAAGGAAUAGCUUUAGAUUUUAUUAAUCCUUUAGAUGAUCUUAAGAAGGUAGAUUUAUCAAUCAAUUUAAAGAAAUCUAGACUUGUGAUUCCCAAAGAAACACAAGAUGCAGUUAAGUUAUUAAGAAAUGAAAAAGAACCACUCAGAAUAAUACAAGAGUAAUGCUAGAGCGUUUUCGAUUCCACCUCCAUUGAUGGAUUGAAAAGAGAAAAUACAUUCAUAAGAGAUCAGAGGAAUGAUUAUGAGGGUAAAUGCAAAAAGGUAGAUUUCUUCAGCUUUGCAUUUGUCUAUGAUCAUAAGGAGACUGACAUUUGUAUAUCUAAUGCUGGUGGCCAUUACAACUUCAUCUUGAUAAGAGAAGCCUUAGAAGCUUUGUUGAAGAUAAAUGCUAAGGAUGAGCAAAAAAUAAAGCAGUCAUUGAAGUGA